Molecule: messenger RNA, 1303 nt
Organism: Rhincodon typus (whale shark)
Lineage: Eukaryota; Metazoa; Chordata; Chondrichthyes; Orectolobiformes; Rhincodontidae
Product: von Willebrand factor A domain-containing protein 5B1-like
Exons: 4
Coding region: 25-1032 (335 amino acids)
Source: RefSeq, a predicted model, not a curated record
AAUUCCCACUGUGAGGAGGUCGUCAUGGAAAUCAUUGACUUGGAGGCUGAAGUGUUUGGAGAGAACAGUGAUCCUGGUUGUGCAAGUAAUGCACAGAGCCCAUCAACAGUCUCGGUACGAUCACAAAAAUCAUUUGAAAGUUUCUUUGGAUCCAGAUUUAACCUGGGAAGAUACAGAAGCCCUAGUCAGACAGGGAAGUACAUACCAAUAAAACCCAACUGUUUGUCUACCAAGCUGGACACCUCUCCUGAAGAAGUGAUUAAUGAUUAUCUGCCACUGGUGCAAUUACAAUUGGCAUCUGGAGCAUUUCUCCUCAAUGAAGCCUUUUCUGAAGCUGUUCAGAUUCCCCUGGAUCGACUGAGAAGAGCUUCACCAUUCCCAUGUCAUCGAGCAAGUCUCAGCCCAACUUCACGAUGUGUGUCGUCACAUACAUCGAGCAGCAAAACUGAAACUUCCCUCAGAAUGGAGGUCUCCAUCCACUGUCAAAAUGAGACAGAAUGUAGUGCUAGUAAGAACAUGCAUUCACUGUCUGAAAAUGAAGGAAAUAGAGAAAUUUUAAAGAAAAUUACAUGGUCACACCAUGAAGGUGUUUUAGAUUGUAAUAAUUCUCCAGCAAGCCUCCACAAUUCAUUCAGUGCCAGUACUGAUGGUCUGAGCACCAGCCUUCAGCAAGUUGAUAGUGGCAGGGGCUCUGAAACAGAUCUAUAUGAAAACUCACCUGUCACCUCAGAAACCAGUGGUGCCUUUUACGAGUCAGCAAGUGAUCUGAAUACACAGUGCUACGAUUUGGAAGGGAUGAGCUGGGCAACUGCUGUGGCACUGGGAUGGCUUGAACAUCAGUGUGCUGGGUACUUUCUGGAAUGGGAGCUCAUUGCUGCCAAGGCAGACACAUGGCUGCACUCACAGCAGCUUCCUGAACAUCAAACUGUCAAUGGACUGAAGGGAGCAACUCGACAACUUUUCCUCCUGCUCCGUCACUGGGAUGAGAAUAUUAAGCUCAAUAUGUUGUGUUAUAAUCCCAAUAAUAUGUAAAUGUCGAUGUUCAGUGAUAAUGUGUACUUUAUAAAAAUUUUAAAUUGCAGUACAGAAAAUUAAAUUAUAAUGCCUGAUUUGAAAAAAAGCAAAUACAUAAAAAGAAACGCUGUAACUUUGGAUGAAUUAUAGCUUUUUCUGCUAUUUAAGUGAUCAUUGUGACUGUAGCAUUCUAUUAAUUAUAAAAUGUGUGGUGCAGAUUUCAAAAUAUAUACUUUCUACCACGUAUGAAAAAGAUUCUGAUACUGAUUGUUGAAUUAUAAAUAUCAUA